AUUCAUAUUUCACCCGAAAACAAAUGCAAUUUGCGGUUAUAUUAAAAAUCCACUAAGCGAAACCAGAAGAUAGAAAAAAGAAAUGGAAAAAAAAAUCUUUUUAUCUAAAAGACUUGCUCUAACCAUGGUCUAUGAUGUCUGGUUUUGUACACAAAAAGGGAGAAAGGAUCACUGAUCAAGGAAAACUCCCACUAUAUCCCUUACCUUAGGAGCUCGAUCUACUGCAAUAAUAUAUAUCUCUUUAGCACGUUCGAUACUUGUGUUAGUUAGCAGUGGGAGCAGUUUUUUGUGGAGAUAAGAGUUAUUUAAGACGAUAGAAAAGAAUCAAAGUUUUGAGACGGCAACUUUGGCUACUUCUGUUAAUCUUAAGAAUCUGGAGGAUUUAUGGUGUGGUAAGACUGUCAUGCUGAAUGUUGCUGCCGUCUGGUGGAGUGGGGAUGAAUUCUGCCAUGGAUGAUAUAAACUUGAUUCAGCAGGCACAGAGGCAUCACUUGGUGGUAAGGGAACUCGGGGAGGAGAUUGAUCUGGAGAUUGGUCAUGGGGAUGAUGACCCUUCAUUUGCUAACACGCCUCUCAUCAGUGGCCCACCGCGUGAACCUUCUGCUGAGGAGCAUGAUGAGGCCAAGAAUCUGAUGGUUUCUCAACUUCCUUCUGAAGAUCAAGAUAUGUCAAAGGCACAACCAGUAAAAAGAAAGAAAAAGGUGGUCAAACGAUGGAGAGAGGAAUGGGCUGAUACUUACAAGUGGGCAUAUGUGGAUGUGAAGGAUGGAACAGCGAGGAUAUUCUGCUCAGUUUGUAGAGAAUAUGGUAGGAAGCAUAGAAGGAACCCAUACGGGAAUGAAGGCAGUAGGAAUAUGCAGAUGAGUGCAUUGGAAGAACACAAUAAUAGUUUGCUUCACAAGGAGGCUCUUCGUCUUCAGAUAGCCUCCAAGGACAAGAUCAUUGUUGAUAAACCCAUUUAUGUAAAAGCUCUCAUGUCAAAAACGGCUGGAUCAAUUGUUGAAGCUGCACUUAAAAGGGAUCCUCAUGAGGCUGAGUUUAUACAAUCAGUGCAAGAAGCUGUCCAUGGUCUAGAAAGAGUAAUUGCAAAGAAUGCUCAUUAUGUCAACAUAAUGGAGCGCUUGUUAGAACCCGAACGCAUGCUUCUUUUCCGAGUUCCUUGGGUGGAUGACAGGGGUGAGACACAUGUCAAUCGAGGGUUUCGAGUACAUUUUAACCAGGCAUUGGGUCCAUGUAGGGGUGGCAUUCGUUUUCAUCCUUCUAUGAAUUUAAGUAUUGCUAAGUUUCUUGGUUUUGAACAGACAUUAAAGAAUGCCUUAUCACCAUACAAAUUGGGAGGAGCUGCAGGAGGAAGUGAUUUUGAUCCAAAAGGAAAAAGUGAUAAUGAGAUUAUGCGCUUUUGUCAAAGUUUCAUGAAUGAGAUCUUUAGGUAUCUGGGUCCUGACAAGGACCUUCCUUCAGAGGAGAUGGGUGUUGGUACUCGAGAAAUGGGAUAUCUCUUUGGGCAGUAUAGACGUCUAGCUGGUCAUUUUCAGGGAAGUUUUACAGGGCCAAGGAUAUUUUGGUCUGGCUCUAGCCUUCGAACUGAAGCUACUGGCUAUGGACUGGUUUUCUUUGCUCAGCUUAUGCUUGCAGACAUGAAUAAGGAACUCAAAGGACUAAGAUGUGUUGUAAGUGGUUCUGGAAAGAUUGCAAUGCAUGUUCUGGAGAAGCUUAUUGCUUAUGGUGCUCUCCCAGUCACUGUAUCAGAUUCUAAGGGAUUUUUAGUGGAUGAUGAAGGAUUUGAUUACAUGAAAAUAUCAUUUCUUCGAGAUAUCAAAGCCCAGCACAGAAGUUUGAGAGAUUACUCAAAGACUUAUGCUCGCUCUAAGUACUAUGAUGAAGCAAAACCUUGGAAUGAAAGGUGUGAUGUUGCAUUUCCUUGUGCUUCCCAAAAUGAAAUUGACCAAUCUGAUGCCAUUAAUCUGGUUAAUUCUGGUUGUCGUAUACUAGUAGAAGGUUCAAAUAUGCCCUGUACACCUGAAGCGGUUGAAGUCCUGAGAAAAGCAAAUGUUCUUAUUGCUCCUGCUAUGGCAGCUGGCGCUGGAGGGGUUGUUGCUGGGGAGCUUGAAUUAAACCAUGAAUGCAACUUGAUGCACUGGUCCCCCGAGGACUUUGAAUCUAAAUUGCAGGAAGCAAUGAAACAGAUAUACCAAAGAGCCCUCAAGGGAGCAAGUGAUUUUGGUUACCAAAAGGAGAGUCCUGAGGCCUUGGUACAUGGAGCUGCCAUAUCUGCCUUUCUGACUAUUGCUCAAGCUAUGACUGAUCAAGGAUGUGUAUAGAAGGUCAAGGAUAAUAUACAAUUGUUUGCAUCCUUUGCUCAAUCAGUAAAGAUCAAAGGACACUCCUUGACAGGAUCUGAAGAUCAUUAUCGGCAUUAUCAUCUGGAUUAUGUUCAUCCGUGAAGAUGCGAAAGAGAAAAAAAAAAAAAAAUUGAAGAUUCUACAGGUCUCUGUAACAUGUGUAAUAUUAACCGGGUUCUAAAAUGGGUAACUGGAGCGGAAUUUAUUGGAGCAGAGUCAAUGUAAAAAGAGGAACAAAAUUGGACAGUUGUAGUGGUAGAAUAGGAAGAGCCUCCUGAAGGGAGUUCUUAUUCUUGGCGCUUGAAAGGCUGUCUAGAUGCCUGAUGCAGUGCUUUAAAAUAUUGGGUUGUUUAUUAUCAGAAAUAAAACUUGAAUAUUCAUUGUGAUUGGCAA
Hevea brasiliensis (rubber tree) is the source of this 2735-nucleotide messenger RNA. RefSeq lists its product as uncharacterized. The transcript has 16 exons. Bases 411 to 2321 code for a protein of 636 amino acids. Gene Ontology annotation, cellular component: cytosol. Gene Ontology annotation, molecular function: L-glutamate dehydrogenase (NADP+) activity. The record is from RefSeq and is a predicted model, not a curated record. NCBI's taxonomy places the organism in Eukaryota, Viridiplantae, Streptophyta, Magnoliopsida, Malpighiales, Euphorbiaceae.